This is a messenger RNA of Microcebus murinus (gray mouse lemur), 1830 nucleotides long. Its product is annotated as sphingomyelin phosphodiesterase 5. Gene Ontology annotation, molecular function: sphingomyelin phosphodiesterase activity. Gene Ontology annotation, cellular component: cytoplasm. The record is from RefSeq and is a predicted model, not a curated record. Lineage: Eukaryota; Metazoa; Chordata; Mammalia; Primates; Cheirogaleidae. Gene Ontology annotation, biological process: sphingomyelin metabolic process.
UCCAUGCUGCUCGCGCGCUGGUGCAGCGGCAGCGCAGGGCAGAACCAACGGUCCCUCGCCGCCAGAUUGGAAACUCCUUGGGGGCCGCCGAAACCGCAAGUAAGCAGAGGGCAGCUUUUCUGAAGCACCCCUCUCUGCCUACGCCUGAACCCCCAGGCCGGCUGGGAACCGCGCCUUACUGGCGCUGACCCCUGUCGCUCCCCAGCUCGCGCUGACGCGCCUGGGCACCCGCGCCAUGCAAUCCCCGCCGGACUGGCCCCCGACGCCCGACGCCCUGCGGCCCUCGCCCUUCCCACACCCCCUGCUACACGCCCUCCACUGCGUGGGCCGCGUGCUGCUCUUCCCGGCCUACUGGGCCCUGGACCAGCUGCUGGGCUGCUGUGCACCAGCGACGCGCGCAGCCCGCCUGGGGUGGCUGAGAGCUGCGGCGGGCGGCGGGGCGGCGCUGUUGCUGCUGCUGCUGGUCGGCCUGCCACUGGCGCUGCCCGGCCUGCUGCUCUGGUUGCCGCUACAGGCUUGGCGCCGCCCCUUCUGCUACCGGCCCGCUCCGCCCUGUUGGGUGCCGCCUGCGCCUUGGCGCCCGCGCGCUGAGCCGGUGCACUGCUUCGUUUUCUUUUCGGCCAAUCUGUGCCUGCUCCCUGACGGUCUGGCGCGCUUCAACAACCUGUCGCACAGCCAACAGAGGGCCGAGGCCAUUGGCGCCGCGCUGCUAACCGGCCUGCGGCCCUCGCUCUACAGAGCUACGGACUGCAGUCAGCCAUGGCCCCGGGCGCAGCGCGGGGUGGUGGUGGCCGCAGUGCCCGCGGGUCUGGACUUUGUGUGCCUGCAGGAGGUGUUCGAUCUGCGCGCAGCUCAUCGCUUGGUGGGCCGCCUGGCGCCUAAUCUGGGCCCUGUGCUCUACGACGUGGGUACACUCGGCCUGCAGCCUGGGCCGCAUCUCAAGCUGCUGGGCAGUGGGCUGCUGCUGGCCUCACGCUACCCGCUGUUGCGUGCCACCUUCCAUUGCUUCCCCAAAGCGCGUGGCGAGGACGCGCUGGCCUCCAAGGGACUACUGUCUGCACAGGCGCAGGUGGGCCACUUGGAUGGGCGCCGCAUAGUGGGAUUCCUGCAUUGCACGCACUUGCAUGCACCGCCUGAGGACAGACCCUUGCGCUGCAAACAAAUGACGCUUCUGCUGGACUGGGCAGAGCAGUUUGAGGCCGAGAGCGACAAGAGUGAUGAAGUUGUGGCUUUCAGCGUGCUCCUAGGCGAUCUAAACUUCGACAACUCGAAAUACCACCAGCAGGAGCAGCAACACAAACUCUUCAGCUGCUUCCAGGACCCCUGCCGGCUGGGGAUCAGCCAGGAGCAGCCCUGGGCCCUGGGGACGAUACUGAGCACCCGCAAGCUCCACCACUCAGUGGCCAGCUCUCCCGAGAUGCUGCGGAGGGCUCUGGAGGAGGAGAAAGGGCGCCGCCUAUACCUGGCAAGCCCUCCCUGCCGAAGGAGCUGGACCAAACCCUGGCGGGGCUGUCGUGUGGACUACAUCACAUACCGGGGUGUGCCCGGGGGCCUGCUGAGUCCAGAAGUGGAACAGGUGACAUUCAGUACUGCCCUGGCUGGGCUUACGGACCACCUGGCUGUGAGCCUGCAACUUCGAGUUUCGGUGGCCUCCUAACGCAGGCACAUGGAAGACAGGCACGCAGUCAGCACAAACAGCACAACACAGAGCUGGAACUUGGCCCGGUAGCCACACCCUAAGAACCAGGGGGCUGAACGGAUCUUUAUUGUGGAGGCCCUCACACAGCCUCCUGGGCCCGGCGGUAAUCAUAGACGCUGCCACGCUCGGGG